Messenger RNA from Impatiens glandulifera, 9847 nucleotides. RefSeq lists its product as uncharacterized. Gene Ontology annotation, biological process: protein targeting to vacuole; protein retention in Golgi apparatus. Gene Ontology annotation, cellular component: extrinsic component of membrane. Lineage: Eukaryota; Viridiplantae; Streptophyta; Magnoliopsida; Ericales; Balsaminaceae. The record is from RefSeq and is a predicted model, not a curated record.
AUCCCUUAUUUUUCGGUUCCUUAUUUAGAUGAUCUUUAGAUUCUUAGCCACUCCUCCACCCUUUAAUUAGAUUGAUCAAUUACGCGACCGGAUCUUGACACCCAUGAGACCCGAUUACUUCUCUAAGUUUCCAAUUGAAGAAACCAUUCACGGGUUCUUCUUUUGAUGCGCUGAAGGUCGGUUCUUGAUACAUGAUAUGAUUUUCUUGGGUGACUUGAUGCGCCGCCGCUUGGCGUCUUUAUUGCAGCCUUGGCUGCGUAACGAACCGGAUUUGGAGCUGAAGUUGGGUUUUUUUUCGUCCCAUGGAACGGCUAAAGGUCUCGUAUUUGAUACUUCAGCUCUCAAUGGGUUGCUUGAUGAGUCGAGUAGCUGGUCAUUUGAGGAUGUCAGGAUAGAAGAGUUGAGUGCUAGAGUAUCUCUAUGGUCUGUUUCUGCAUUGGUCAUUGAAGUUCGUGGAUUCCAUGUUACUGUCUCUGCAAGGAAAUCGAAUCAAGAGACUUCUACUGAAAACACGCAUGAGGUGUUGGAAUCAUCACUUGUGAUGGAGAAGAAGAAGAUUCUUGAUGUUAUUGAUCCUCAGGGCAGUUCUUUGCAUGAUGUCUUAGCCAGGUUAUCAGAUACCGGAUCCUCGAGAAAUCAGAGAAGUUCUUUCCUUAAUCUUAUACUUGAAUACAGUCAAUUGAAGAUCCAUGAUAUUCAUUUGGGCAUACUGUAUCCACUUUCAAGUGAUUCACUAGGACUUUUAUGGGAUAUAAAAAGCCUUAACCUGUUCUCUUCAUCUACAAAGCGUGGGUGUUUUCUGGGAGGGCUUUCAAAGUCACUUUUUAUCCCUUUGAAUGAAAGCUCCUUCUGUCUUGACCUGAGAGGUUCUGCAAUCAGGCUGAAGAGUAGAGAUACAAUCAGUUCUGUGCUGUCUUGCAAAGACCUGCUCACAUCCAUUAGAUUGAAGGAUUCUCAGUUCACAGAUAUGCACAUUAAUGUCCCGGAAUUAGAUAUCUCAGUUUCUCCUGUGAAUCUUCCGAUGAUCUUAAACUGUUAUAAGUUGUCAUCCAAGGAACCCAGUGAUGCAAGAAAUGGUAGGAAACUGUGGAACAUAGUUGCUAGAAAAAUUAGAUAUCUAGUUCCAGCUACUGGAAUAUCUUUGCAAAAAUUGGUUGGCACUGUCCAUUUCUGGUUACAAUAUGUCAAGACAUACGAAAAUUUACUGACAAAUUUAGGGUACCCUAUGGAAGAGGCCAUGACAAGAUCUGUUGUUUUGAUUUCUCAGAAUGACUUGUUGUCAGAACUUGUCAGAAAUCAAUGGAAGACAAUAUCUGAAAUUGAAAAGAAGCUUCCUGUAGAAGCCAUUGUUCAGGGAAGGAAAAUUUCCUGUUACAGAGCAGCAUUGAGAAGUCAACAGUCAAGGGGCCUAUCUGAGGAAUCUCAUAGCAAUAGUCCUUUAAGAAAGUUUAGGAAGAUCCUUUCCAAAAUCACUAAAAUUAUUUGGAAUGUAUUGAGCAUAAUUUUCAACUCAUUAAUGUACUUCAUUUCACUAGUAUUUGUGCAUAACAGUAGAGAAAGUGAUGUGCAGCCUGGAGUUGUUUCACUGCAUUCCUACACUAGUUGCUUGAACAUGAGAAAGAUUUUAGUUCACAUUUCCACCUGUAUGGAGCCCCAAACUUUUGUUACUGGAAAUAAAGUCUCUGAUAAUGGGAUCCCAUCAUCAGAUUUUUGUGUUACACUUAGUGAGUUUUACUUGGCAUACACUGAAAGCUUAUGUAAAUGGUGUUUGUCUUUUUCCUGUGGAGAUCUUCAAAUUACAUCAUCAAAACCUACAGGUCAAGGUUCAAGGAAUAUUCGUACUGAUUCUAAAAGAGCCAACAAAAAUGAAAUUGAUGAUUUCAAGACUAUUCUAUGGAGUGAGCCUGCAAUGGUGCUUGAUUUUGCUCAACAUUCCAGUACUUCUGAUGAUGGCGAAAAUCCUACUAUAUCGUUAUGGAGAAUAUUGGCAGAAAUGAUGUCAAACUGGAAAAGAUGUUGCAGCAACGUUGAAGGAAGUAUAACCCACUAUGAGCAAGAUCCAUGGGUUACCUGUGAGAUUAAAAACUCUGUAACUGAUCUCAGUCUCAUGAGUGUUAGAUGUGGUUUCUGGAAAUGCAGUUUGAUGAUGGGUAAGUUAAACUUAAUUCUGGGAUAUGCAUCACUACUGUCUAUGGCUCUUCUUCUUCAACAGAUGCAACAUGCUUUUUGCUUAACUAAUAACAAUGACAGGAAAAAAUAUGCUCCAGUUAUUCCAGUGACUCAUAGAUUCUCAUCAGAUAUCACAUGGGAUAUGAAAGUGAAGUCAUAUACUAGCGGACUGAAGUUGAAAUUGCUUCACAUGCUUCCGGAAAAACACAUUCAACUGGCAGUUUUCAUAGUUGGUCCGCACCUGCAUAUAUCCCUAAGAAAAGAUGGUAUCCAUGAUGGAAAUGCAAGUUCAGAUCAUAUAGUUGCAAAGGAAGAAGAUCUUGAUCUUGAUUUUGAUGUUCACGACUUUGAGCUUGGUGCAUUACCGACCUUAGAUUCCAAAAUUGUAAGAUCCAUUAAGUUUCAAGGACUGAAUGGAGUAGAAUCAAAAUGUUGGAGGUGGAAAGAGCUUUCACUUACUGAAAUCCCUUUAACAGAUAAUGAUACACACAUUUGCCUGGGACAGAUUUUGCUUGAAGCUUACGUCAAGUUUAAUGGAGUAUCUGUAUACCUUGACUCGUCAACAGCAAAUCCAAGGAAUCGGAUUAUUGUGUUAAAUCCAAUGUCAAUCCAGUUGUCAUCUUUGAGGAAAGAAUUUCAUCCAUCUAACAUAGCAGUUAACAUACUUAAAUCAGAAUUGCGAGGGACAUUUGAAGGAGUUAGUGUGCUAUUAUGUAUCGAUGAGUUAUAUGUUUUGUUUAAGGUGAUGGCUCACUUAUUUUCUGCUGUUUUGGAUACUCAUUAUAGUUUUGCCUCAUUGGAAGAAGCAAAUCAUGGACAUGUAAAUCAAGAAUUUGUUUCAGAUGAUUCUGUUAAUUACGAGACAUCUACAAUUUGGGGAAGGGGGUUAUCAUUUUAUUUGGAGAGAUCACGUCUCUUCCUUGAUAUCAAAUUUGUACUGCAAUCAUCUACUUUAAUCCUUUGUAGCUCCAAGAAAAGAAGUGAUGCCAAGACUUCUGUGUUUACUUUUGAUGCUGAAAGGAGCAAAAAGUUAUCUAUUUAUGGUGUGCCUGACCAUGGAAUUCUCACUUCUGUGCGUCAGAUAUCCUUGCAAUUAUUCUGUGAAGAGCAGGAUGUGAAGUUUCAUAGUGAUCUUAAUGAAUUGCAGUCGUUAAUUUUCAUAGAUCAGAGUAAGAUUGGAAGUGCAGCUGAUGCACAUGAACUUGGAAAGAUAUUGGACUCUUUGAAUUGCUUGUAUGAAGCAUAUUUGCCUCAUUUUGCAUUCUCUUUGGAAUUAUCAUAUCUUCCGAAUGACAUAUGCUCAAGCAGUGGUAAUGCAGUCAAUGGUGCUUCUUCUAGUAGAGAAAUUUCAUGCCUGGAUAUCCCUUCCAGAUUAAAUGGCGAGUCUUUAAGUUUACAGGGUUCACUGUUGGAACAUAAAGUUGAUUUCGGUCCAGCCACUGAUACACCAGAUUCUGGUCACUGGAUUGUUAUAGACCUUGCAGUUGGUAAUAUAUACGUGACUGAUUUCACAAUCAAACGUCUCUUAGUUGGGAUUGAAAACUCUGAUAACCUCAAACUGUCAAUUACCAUUGGACGAGAAUUUCAGAUAACAUCUUGCAAAGCACAGGGUGGGUUUGUAAUGUUUGAACCAGCUGCGUUGGCUACAUUUUCCCAUUGUGUUGCUUCAUACAACCUUUGCAUAACAGAUACAUGUCACCUUGUAACCUUCUCGGAGGAGCGCACAAUUGAUGAAACUAGAGAUGACAUGGUUAAAUUAAAUGAUUAUCCCAAGCAGGCUACAGAAAGUGCCUUUUGGAAAAUGACGUGGAAUAAGUUGGAGGCGUUAGUUGUGGAUUUCUCUGGAUUUUCUCUUGCAUUGCUUUUCGUCAAUGAGUCUGGUCAGGUUCAAGAGCUAAAAUGUGAUGUUGAUUUUCAUUUCAACCUUAAAAGGGAAAAUACCAAUCAGAAACUUUUGGCCGAACUCUCGCGUUUCUCUGUUUUGUCUAAACUCUUGCUUCAAGUAGAUGAGCAGAUCAACAAAGUCCAGAUUCCUCAUUUUUCUUUGCCACAAUCAAGCAAUUAUCUUUAUCAGGCAAUGGAUGUGGAACCUAAUGCGGUAUACCAACAUAGAGAUGGGAUCAAGUCAGUUGAUGACGAAAACCAUUCAAGUAUGCCUGUUUCUCAAGAGAAAUCUUAUGGAGACAGUUUGCCAUCUGGAGUCCAUUUAAGUCAACAAAACUGUAUCUUAAAAAAGUUGCAUGCUUCUCUCUUCGUUGAAAGGUCUAUGUCAAACGGUGGGAUUGAUUUUCAUUGUCUGAGCCAAGCUUGGAGUGGAACUGGUUCCAUCGAAGGUUUUGACAUUACAGUUUCCCUUCGUGAACUAGAUAUGCUUUUGUCUGCUAUCCAAACAUUGUCUGGUAUUUCUGGUGAAGAGGCUUCUCAAAAGGGUGAAGAAAGGCUCAUAUCUGAGCACCAAGAACGAGAAAGAGUUUCUCCAGAAGAAGUUCCUGAUGGAGCUAUUGUUGCAAUUCAGGAUGUACAUCAGCACAUGUACAUAUCCGUGGAAAUUACAGAGAACAAGUACAAAUUAGCUGGUUCCCUUCAUUAUUCACUUGUAGGAGAAAGGGCCCUGUUCAGGGUUAAGUACACGAACCGAAAGUGGUGGAAUUCAUCAGUUUUGUGGUUCUCUUUAGUUUCGCUAUAUGCUAAGAAUGAUUUGGGGGAACCACUGCGAUUGAAUUAUCAUCCAGGCUCUGGGUUUGUUCAAAUCUCUUGCAGCAAUGACAGUGCGCAGGCACUUUGGAGGGUUCUAUCUUGUAAAUCUGAAAGUUCUGAAACUGAAUCUGGACCAGAUUCAUAUGAUUUUGCAGAACAAAACACAUUUUUCCUCGUGAACAAGAAAAGUGGUUUUCGUGUUGCUUUUGUUGAUAGACUUCCCGAGUUUGUCAGCAAGCCUGGAAAUCCUUUCAAAUGGAAAGUCUUGGAUAAUCUUUCUCUAUCUCGUAAUGUUGGCUUGCCACAUAACUUCUCAAGAGAUGUAUCGGGAUCUUGUGCGCCACAGAAUUUGCUUUCCAAUGUUGAGAUAGCACCUGAAGUCACUGGAAAUCUUACUUGUAUUGACAUUACACUUGCCAAGAUUAAUAUCACACUCAUUCAUGAGCUCCCUGACACGGACACAAAGUUCCCUCUCCUUCAGGGAUCUGUAACUGUUUCUGAUUUUAUUAUACAAGUUUUACUUGAUAAACUGAGGAUCAUAAGUACAUUCAGCUUUGCAUUACUUUUCUUUGACGCACAAAGCAACUUAUGGAGAGAAUUUGUCCUUCCUGCUGAAGUAUGUGUUUUCUAUCGUUCCAUGUUGCAUGUUCCUGCUACCAUAUCGUCCCACAAGGGCACAGACUUUCAGUUUUACAUGAGAUUAAAAGCGUUGGGAAUAUCUAUAACUGAGCUUUCGUUGGACAUACUUCUUUUUGUGAUUGGAAAACUGAAGCUGUCAGGUCCUUAUUCAAUAAAAACCUCCAUGGUUUUCUCCAAUUGCUGCAAGGUUGAAAACCAGUCUGGCUCAGAAGUUCUAUGCCACUUCAGUGAUAAUCAGGAUCUGUUGAUACCCAGAAAACAAGCUGGUACCAUUUUCCUAAGGCACUUAUCACUAGAGGAUCCAACUCCCAAAGCAUCAUAUAUCACAAUUCAACUUGCUGAGCAUGGAGUCUAUUCAACCACUCCAAUUCGUGUCCCACUCUUGGAAGCUAAAACACUUGCUUGGAGAACACGUAUCAUUUCAUCUCAAGAUUCCAGAUCUUAUCCUGGGCCGUUUCUUGUUGUUGAUAUUUCAAGAAAAAUCAAGGAUGGUUUGUCGAUCACCAUUACUCCUCUACUGAGAUUCUAUAAUGAAACUAAAUAUUCUAUGGAGCUCCGUUUUCGACGACCUGAAGAAAAUGUAGCUGAGUCUGUAUUUGCAACCCUUAAGAUGGGAGAAAUGAUUGACGAUUCUGUGGCUGCAUUUGAUGCCAUAAACUUAUCUGGUGGGCUAAAGAAGGCGUUGAUGUCUCUUAGUGUUGGUAAUUUCUUAUUAUCUUUUAGACCUAAAGUUAUGGAUGGCUCCAUAAUUUCUGAACGACCACUUUCAGAAGAGUGGUCAGAUGACCUCAAAGGUGGAAAGGCUGUUAGAAUCUCUGGAUUACUGGAUAAGUUGAGCUACAAAGUUCGAAAAGCUUUUCUUGUGGAGGAUGUGAAAGUUUUCUUCAGUACUACCUUUUGCUCCCUCAAAUAUGAGAAUGGUCGAAGUGUAGAUUUACAUUUUUUGAUUCGGACCAUUGUAAGAAAUGUUCCCGUUAUAAAGCCAGAUGUCUACAGUUAUGGCCCAGGGAGUAGCAACUCUCCUGUUGCAUUACAAGAGCAAAGAGAGAUCUUUCUUCUUCCAACUAUUAAGGUCUCUAAUCUAUUGGAUAUAGAGGUUCAUGUUCUUUUGUCCAAUACAGAUCCAUGUGCUUCUUCUGGAUGUGAUAACAUCGGAAACCAGACAAAUAUUCCUUAUGGAUCAACUGUGGAUCUAUAUGUUGACCUAGCCACAAUUUAUUUUGUUAUCACUUUAACUGCAUUUAAUUCUAGUUGCAAACCUGUGAGUGGUGGGGAUUGGGCUAAAAAGCUGCAGAAGCAAAAAGAUGAUUUAAAUUAUCUGGAUAUUGAUUUAGAUUUUAGUUGCGGAAAGUACUUUGCAUCUUUAAGAUUAGCUCGUGGAGAAAGAGGCACAUUAGAGGCGGCUAUCUGGACCAAAUACAUGUUAAAAAAUGACACUGAACUACCUUUGUUAUGCUGUGCUCAAAAUCAAAGACCUAUUUCUAUGGAAAAACUAUUAGAACCCGGCUUUCAGCUUGCACCAGAACUUGGAUAUUUUCUGCUUCCAAAGUCGACCAGAUCUUGGUUGAUGAAAUGCAAUAAGGUGCGCCUAAAGUUGUUGAAAGAGAAAUCAUCUGAGGUUCUGUUGAACUUAGAUUCUUUAUCAGGGCUGGCAGAACUAGGCUUGGGGGUAGAGGAAAGAUUUGGGGUAAAACGCAUUGCUAAACUUGGGGUGUCUUUGGGACCUGCUAACGGUGAGAUGAAUGUACCAUCACAAGUAAUAUAUUUGGUCCCUCGAUAUGUUAUAUUUAAUGAAUCAAAGGAGGUUAUCACUGUACGCCAGUUCCAUCUACAGGAUGAGAUGGGAGGGACCAUAUCUAUCAACAGUAAACAGAAAAUAGCACUUGAAUUCUUCAGUGAAACAAGUGAACAGAAAGAGAUGACAGUUCUUGAGAAAUUUCUCUUGAGGCACAGAAAUGACCAUGACGACUCCUUGGUAUUUAUUCAGUUUCGGCUUAGUCAGGAUGAAUUGAGUUGGUCUGGACCAAUCUGCGUCUCUUCAAUAGGCCGUUUUUUUCUCAAAUUUAGAAGAUCGGUAAAUUCCACUAACGAUAAGGUAACAACACAUGACAAAUCAGCAGAGUUUGCCUCUGUUCAUGUUGUAGAAGAAGGCUCAACUCUGGCGUUGCAUUUCCAUAAGUCAACGGAUAUCAAUCUGCCUUAUAGGAUCGAGAAUGGUUUGCGGGGAGCUUGCAUAACCUACUACCAAAAGGGUUUAUCUGAGUCAGAUAUUCUGGGAUCAGGAAAUAGCAUCAAUUAUGUCUGGGAUAACUUGACUCUUCCUCGUACUCUGGUUGUCCAAAUAAAUGGUAUGCAUAUAUUACGUGAAAUCAACUUGGACAAGGUGAGAUCAUGGAAGCAAUUUUACAGAUUCGGCCAACAAAGAGGAUUGGGGCUUCAAUGGCCUUUGGAUAGAAGUCCAAGGGAGCAGGAGGGAAUGACUUCUAGAAAUGGAAAAAAUGACGUACAAAUGGUAAAUGUGGGUUAUGAAGUAUAUACAGAUGGCCUUACACGUGUAUUACGGAUUUGCGAGUUUCCUGAUAGUCACAAAGGCGAUUCAGUGUUCUCUAGUGGAAAACUACGACUCAGAAUCUCAUCUCUUGAUGCUCACUUACUUGAACAUGCCAAACAGGAGGUGGAUGUAACUGAGCCAUUUUCAUAUACACCACUUAUGGUUAUGAGACUUGGAAAUAUUAGUUUUGACUAUUUGCUUACCGGGAAAAGCAAGUACAACAGGAUCAGAGUGCAGUCACUCAGUUUGGAUCAGAAGAGGAUUGGAGCCCCUUAUGCAGCAAUCCUUCGUAGGCAUCAGUUUGACCACUAUGACUUUAAUGUUAAUAUGAUCCAAAUAGUGGUCAUCCUACUUUCUUCCAAUUCCAAUGCCAAACUAAUCAAGUAUGCUUCAAUAGUUCUCCAGCCACUUGAUCUGAACCUUGAUGAAGAGACACUUCUUAGACUUGUUCCUUUUUGGAGAAAGUCCCUCGAUAAUAGUCCGAGUCAACCAUAUUACUUUGAUCAUUUUGAAAUACAUCCAAUAAAGAUCAUUGCAAACUUCAUCCCAGGUGAUUCAUCAUAUUCCAGUUAUAGCUCAACCCAGGAAACAUUGAGAUCAUUGGUCCAUAGUGUGAUUAAAAUUCCUGCCAUAAAAAAGAUGCCUGUGGAGCUAAAUGGUGUUUCGGUUAGUCAUGCUUUGCUGACAACUAAAGAAUUGAUUAUCAAGUGUGCACAACAUUAUUCAUGGUAUGCAAUGAGGGCUGUCUACAUUGCCAAAGGAAGCCCUUUACUUCCUCCAGCUUUUGCUUCCAUUUUUGAUGACUCGGCAUCCUCUUCCCUCGAUAUCUUUUUUGAUCCUUCCAGUGGUUCAAUCAGUCUUCCAGGUCUUACCAUAGGCACAUUCAAACUCGUCAGUAAAUGCCUUGAUGGUAAAGGAUUCACAGGGACAAAGCGUUAUCUUGGUGACUUGGGCAAAACUAUGAAAAUGGCUGGUUCAAACAUACUUUUCUCAGCUGUCACUGAAAUAUCAGACUCUGUUUUAAAAGGUGCGGAAGCAAAUGGUUUUAAUGGAUUGUUAAGUGGUUUCCGUCAUGGAAUAUUGAAGUUAGCAAUGGAACCGUCGGUCCUGGGUAGUGCACUACUUAUAGAAGGAGGCCCUGAUAGAAAAGUGAAGCUUGAUAGAAGUCCUGGAGUUGAUGAGUUAUACAUUGAAGGGUACCUUCAAGCUAUGUUAGAUGCCUUAUAUAUACAAGAUUACAUCAGGGUGAGAGUAAUUGAUGACCAGGUUAUGCUUAAAAACCUUCCUCCAAACAGUUCACUUAUAGAAGAGAUCAUGAACCGUGUUAAAAGCUUCCUCAUAAGCAAGGCAUUGUUGAAAGGAGAUACUUAUGCAGCCUCUAGACCUCUGCACCACCAGCGUGGGGACAGUGAAUGGAAAUUCGGGCCAACGAUACUGACCUUGUGUGAACAUCUGUUCGUCAGUUUUGCUAUUCGUGCUCUAAGAAAACAGACAGGUAACGUUGUAACCAGGAUAAAGACCUUGAAGCCGAAAAUCGAGAGGGGUAAUGGGAAAGCAGUUUCAUCCACCGGCAAACAGAAGGUGGCGUUUGUCUGGAAAUGGGGAAUUGGGAAGUUUGUGUUGUCUGGUAUUGUUGCAUAUAUUGAUGGACGGUUAUGUCGAUCUAUCCCAAACCCUUUAGCCAGAAGAAUUGUUAGCGGUUUUGUGUUGAGUUUCCUUGACAAAGAUGACAACAAUGAAUAAUUUUAACAUCGUCAGCUCUCAAUAUCAAUAGUCAAAUAUAUUUUCAUC